GUGAGCUCAACUUAUCUUCAAGUCAAAAUGAGACGGUGGACACUAAAGCUGCGAGCACAAAUUGUGUUUUUUAUCAUCGGCACCUGCAUUAUAUGCCAGUGUGGACUAAUAAACGGAGAAAUCUGCCAGAGUAAGGACAUCCGGAACAAUGUGACCAACCUCCAAUCGUUGGAGAACUGCACCAUCAUCGAGGGCCACCUGAAGAUUCUGCUCAUGUUUAAGACCAAGACGGAGGACUUCCGGGGCCUCAGCUACCCAAAGCUGAAAGUGGUGACCGACUAUGUGCUGCUGUUCCGGGUCUACGGCCUGGAGGCCCUCAGCGAUCUCUUCCCCAACCUGACAGUGAUCCGUGGAAACAACCUCUUCUUCAACUACGCUCUCGUGAUUUACGAGAUGCUGCAGCUGAAGGAGGUGGGCCUUUACAGCCUCAAGAAUAUCACCCGGGGCGCCGUGAGGAUUGAGAAGAAUCCAGACCUGUGCUACCUGGCCACCCUGGACUGGUCCAAGAUCCUGGACACAGUGGAGGACAACUUCAUCGUGGCCAAUAAGAAUGACAGAGAGUGUGGAGAUGUGUGUCCCGGCACAGCCCAAGGUCAGACCACCUGCUCACAGAACACCAUCAACGGACACUUCAGGGGUCGAUGCUGGUCGCAGAACCACUGCCAGAGAAUGUGCUUGGACAACUGCAAGCAUAGUGCGUGUACCCUCAAGGGCCAGUGCUGCCACGACCAGUGCCUGGGCAGCUGUUCUGAGCCGGGGAACGCAAGUAGCUGUGUGGCCUGCAGGAACCUCCAGCAUGGGAAUACCUGUGUGGAAAAGUGUCCUGCUGGAUACUAUGUCUUCAGGGGCUGGCGCUGUGUCAGCUUCUCCUUCUGCCAGGAGCUCCACAACCAGUGUAAGCAGACUAAGAAGUUGAACCAGGACCGGGAGCUGGGCUGCUACGAAUAUGUCAUCCACAACGGGGCCUGUAUUCCAGAGUGUCCUUCUGGAUACACCACUAUCAACUCCACUACGUUGACCUGUUCGCCAUGUGCAGGGCUGUGUCCCAAACUGUGUGUGGGAAAUAAGACAAUUGACUCUGUAACUUCAGCCCAGGCUUUGAGAGGCUGCACUGUUCUCCACGGCAACAUGAUCAUCAAGAUCCGAGGAGGGAAUAACAUUGCAGCUGAAUUGGAAUCUAGCUUGGGCCAGCUUGAGGAAAUCACAGGCUUCCUGACUGUUCGCAGAGCCUACGCCCUGGUGUCCCUGUCCUUCCUCCGCAAACUACGUAUUAUUAGGGGGGAGCAUCUUGAGGGAGAUGUCUACGCCUUCUAUGCACUGGACAACCAGAACCUGCGUGAGCUGUGGGAUUGGUCCAAGCACAACCUGACCAUCCAUCGUGGUCGUACGUUCUUCCACUACAACUCCAAACUUUGCAUGACUGAAAUCAGGAAGAUGGAGGAGGUGACGGGAACCAAGGAGCACAACCAAAAGAAUGACAUCGCCGUACGCACCAACGGGGACCAAGCUUCCUGUGAGACCAAGCUACUGAAAUUCACCGUGAUCAAGACCACAUCAACUAUUAUUAUGCUGAAGUGGGAACCCUUUUGGCCUUUGGACUUCAGAGACUUGCUGGGCUUUAUGGUUCUCUACAAAGAGGCGCCGUACAGGAAUGUGACGGAGUUUGAUGGACAGGAUGCAUGUGGCUCCAACAGCUGGGCGAUUGCUGAUGUUGAUCCUCCAUCCCGUUCCACGGACGGCAAUAAGCCGGCUGAUCCGGGGCACCUGAUCCGACCAUUGAAGCCCUGGACCCAGUACGCCAUUAUGGUCAAAACCCAACUAUCUGCAUCUGACGAGCACCAGGUUCAUGGAGCCAAGAGCGAGAUCAUCUACGUCCGCACCAAUGCCUCCAAACCCUCUGUGCCUCUGGACCCCAUCUCUUCCUCCAACUCCUCCUCUCAAAUCAUCCUGAAGUGGAAGCCUCCCACCAGUCCCAAUGGCAACAUCACCCACUACCGCGUCAUCUGCCGUAAGCAGUCCGAGGAUAGCGACCUCUACAAGUUCGACUACUGCCUACAAGGAAUGAAGCUGCCGUCUCGUACCCCGACCCACCUGGACAGUGAGGAUGAGCAGAAGUGGAACCACACAGACGAGCCCACCUCAGGGGGCAGGUGCUGUGCCUGCCCCAAGACUGACAACCAGCUAAAGAAGGAGCAGGAGGAGAUAGAGUAUCGCAAGACCUUUGAGAACUACCUCCACAAUGAAGUCUUUGAGAGCAGGCCGUCUCGUCGCCGGCGCUCAGUGGGAGUUGCCAACGCCACCCUGCCCUCUUUCUUCCUCACCACAGCACCCAGUCUGGCUUUCGGCUCCACGACAUCCACCCCUGAAGAUGAAAACGAGGAAGAGGAGGGAUCCAAGGUGGAGCUGAAGGUCUCUUCAAAGGAGUCAACAGUCAUCUCCAACCUGCAACACUUUACCAGUUAUAAGAUCGAGAUCAUGGCCUGCAACCAUGCGACAGACCUCAAACGCUGCAGCAUGGCUACUUAUGUCAGUGCUCGAACCAUGCCAGAGGAGAAAGCAGACGACAUCCCAGGCCUUGUGACCCACGAGAUAGUGACGGCCGAGCCUCCCUAUGUGUUGAUCAAAUGGAAUUCCCCUCGCUCCCCUAACGGCCUCAUCAUUCUGUAUGAGGUGUUCUACGGGAAGGUCGGAGACUCAGAGAGUCACACAGCUUGUGUGUCACGACCCGCCUACCUCAAAUCAGGUGGCACAAAGCUUUCGCUCGUGCAACCUGGAAACUACAGCGUGAGGGUCCGCGCCACCUCCUUGGCAGGAAAUGGAUCUUUUACAGAAACCACUUACUUCUUCAUGCCCAGUUCUGAUCCAGGUUUAAUUUGGAUUGUGAUGGGUCCAGUCAUCUGCUUCAUCCUGCUGCUGUUCGUUGGAGGUGGAGUCUUUGUGAUCCUCAAAAAGAGGCAAACAGAAGGCCCGACAGGACCUCUUAUCGCCUCCUCAAACCCAGAGUACAUCAGCACCAAUGAUGUGUAUGUUCCUGAUGAGUGGGAGGUGCCCCGGGACAAGAUCACGGUGCUAAGAGAGCUGGGUCAGGGCUCCUUCGGCAUGGUGUACGAGGGAAUCGCCAAGGACAUCAUCAAAGGAGACCCAGACACACAAGUAGCCGUCAAGACGGUCAAUGAAUCGGCCAGCCUGCGCGAGAGGAUCGAGUUCCUCAACGAAGCCUCCGUCAUGAAGGCUUUCAGCUGUCACCACGUGGUACGUCUGUUAGGCGUGGUGUCCAAAGGUCAGCCCACCCUGGUCGUGAUGGAGCUGAUGACCCACGGUGACCUGAAGAGCUACCUGCGUUGUCUCAGGCCGGACUCUGAGCACAACCCCACAGGGCGUUCACCACCUACGCUGAAGGAGAUGAUCCAGAUGGCUGCAGAAAUUGCGGAUGGCAUGGCCUACCUCAACGCCAAGAAGUUUGUCCACAGAGACCUGGCAGCCAGAAACUGCAUGGUGGCAGAAGACUUUACCGUCAAGAUUGGAGACUUUGGUAUGACCCGAGACAUCUAUGAGACUGACUACUACCGUAAGGGAGGUAAGGGCCUGCUUCCUGUCAGGUGGAUGGCUCCGGAGUCUCUGAAGGACGGAGUCUUCACUGCCCACUCUGACUGCUGGUCGUUUGGCGUCGUGCUGUGGGAGAUCAGUACGCUAGCAGAGCAGCCUUACCAGGGUUUAUCCAACGAACAGGUUCUAAAGUUUGUCAUGGAUGGAGGAUACCUGGACCGGCCCGACAACUGCCCCGAGAGGAUGCACAGCCUCAUGCAGAUGUGUUGGCAGUACAACCCCAAGAUGCGGCCGCUGUUCCACGAGAUCAUCGAGAUGCUGCGGGCGGAACUGCACCCGUCUUUCCAGGAGUGUUCCUUCUUCUACAGCGAGGAGAACAAAGUCCCAGAGACAGAGGAGUAUGACCUGGACCUGGACAACAUGGAGAGCAUCCCACUGGACCCAUCUUCAUACUCUCACAGAGAGGAGAGCUUAGGCAGGGACAGCGGGCCCUCGCAGGCCCUCAGGGGGAACUAUGAGGAGCAUGUCCCCUACACACACAUGAACGGUGGCAAGAAAAACGGACGAAUCUUAUCGUUGCCCAGAUCCAGCCCUUCCUAACAUCUCCUGUUUCCUAAAAGAACUUGUAAACCUUCCCUUAAUCCUUCUUUCUCUUCCAGUCCAUUUUUUUCUGUAUCUUUUCAAGUUCCUUUCAUCAUUUUCUAAUGGUUUUCGUAUUCUUGGAGAAACCCUUCAAAACAGAAACAGAUCUCAGGACUUUUUAUUUUCUUUCUCAUGGCUGCCGCACACAGGCAAGCAAGGGAUGCAAACAUGGUGUAACUUUUUUUUUUUUUUUUUUUUACUU
Molecule: messenger RNA, 4390 nt
Organism: Anoplopoma fimbria (sablefish)
Lineage: Eukaryota; Metazoa; Chordata; Actinopteri; Perciformes; Anoplopomatidae
Gene: insrb
Product: insulin receptor b
Exons: 23
Coding region: 28-4146 (1372 amino acids)
Biological process (GO): glucose homeostasis; positive regulation of phosphatidylinositol 3-kinase/protein kinase B signal transduction; multicellular organism development
Cellular component (GO): axon; insulin receptor complex; membrane
Molecular function (GO): ATP binding; phosphatidylinositol 3-kinase binding; insulin receptor substrate binding
Source: RefSeq, a predicted model, not a curated record